Molecule: messenger RNA, 1323 nt
Organism: Cuscuta epithymum
Lineage: Eukaryota; Viridiplantae; Streptophyta; Magnoliopsida; Solanales; Convolvulaceae
Source: the annotation of a GenBank genome assembly
UACCUAUAUUUGGGUAUGAUAUUUGUUGCAGAAAUCCUAAAUCAAAACCCAAAAUCUGAACCCUUUUUCUCUCUCGAAGCGCUUUCAAGACUGAUCAAUCCUCCGCAUUCUCUAUCCAUCGCAUCGCAAGAGAUUUGUGCUGUGCACAACAGCAAAAGCCUUCUCUAGACGAUGAAACGGGGAGGGGGACAUUACGGCGGCAAUGAAGAUUCUUCCGCCGACAAAGCAUAUUCCCAGGUUCAGCAUCACCCCCAACACGGCAGGUCUGAAGAACAGCAGCAGCAAUGGAGAUGGGAGCGAGAGAGCCCCAAACUGACCACCAACGCUAUGUCACCUAACAUGUUCUCUGAAGGUCAGGGGGCUGAAGCAUCAAGGUCGUAUUAUCAGGGUCAGAGGACAGAUCCAAGGGCCCCGCUAGACAACCAAGGUGGAAAAGAUCGUAGAUCUCAGCCACUGGAAGAGAAUAUGAAUAUUGGAUAUGAAGAUAAUUCCAUGCCGCCAUCGUCUGUUGAGGGUCUUGAACAGAAGUUCAUGAACGACAUCAAGAAACUAAGCAAGGAACAAUAUGAUGCUGAGGAUGCUGAAAAUGCGAGGCACAGGGAGAGAAUAAAUGCCAUCAAUGCUCAGUUUGAAGAACAGCUAGUUGCCCUGAGAGCACGGCAUGCCGGUCGAAGAGAGGACCUUCUCAGAAGAGAAUCCCAGGCAAGGCAUCUGCAGUACGAACAGGUUGGAUUGGAUAACUAUCCAAACGCUAAUACAGCUGGCCCUAUGGACUCUCGUGGAUAUUCUUCAGUAGCCACAGGAGAGCGACAACGACCCUACAACAACAAUAAUAGUAACAAUUAUGAUUCGUACAGAGAUAGAAGUCGACUUUCUGCAAGUGGAAGGGAUCAUGGGUUCGAACCUAGUAGAGGCCACUACCCCGCUGGUGGCCGUGCUUACGAAACUGGUGGUUCCCGCUACUACUGAUGUUUCAGCUGUGCCAUAGUUUUACCCCGGUUUGCUGCUUAUAUAGAGUGGGUCUUUACCAAGUCUUGUAUUUUCAUGUAGUAGCUGGUCAUUUAAGUAGUGUUUCCGAUAUUCAAUUGUUCAGACUUCAGAGAACUUCAAUUCCCCCACCCCACAGCCCCUUAGUUGCCGUCACUCACUCAGGGAUCUAGGACAGGCAAGAGAACGUCUGUUACCUUUCUUUUUGUUUUUAAUGUUCUGAGAACAACAAGCAGCACUAUGAUAGUUGGGAUUUGGGAAAAUAGGAUUCAGUUCUAGUUAUCGAUUUGCAAAAUUAAAACAGCUGGUAUAAACAUGUCCAUUCUUAGUGCAUUA